AUGAAGCCUUCGCAGAGCUCGCACAUUGAAAAUCCACCUCUCUCCUCCGAUAUAUCUAACAAGCGCAAGCUUUACAGUAACUUCAGCAACGACCCGAGCUCAAGCUCCCAAAUCCCACCUCCGAUUCUCCACCCACACGAAGGUUCACCGAAGAGAUUGAAACUAUCGAGCUCCUCAGGGCACACCGCAGCCAUGAGUAAGGUUAUGGGAAGGAUGCAGAUGAGGGCUCCCGGGGAUAUGAUAAGGACGGUACCUUCAGGAUUUGAACCACACAAGGGGGCGAAGGUGUUAAAAAUCAAGAAUCUGAGGACGACACAGAAGGUAGACAUUGAAGAAUACUAUGACAGAACAUGGUCGCAACUAGAUGCUGCUGUUACGGCGACAUUCAAUGGACGACCGACAGCACUGCCUUUGGACGUGCUAUGCCGUGGAGUUGAAGCGACAUGUCGUAGGGGAAGGGCAGACAAACUUGCAGCACAUCUUAAGGAGAGGUGCAAAGCCCACCUUGAGAAGGAUGUUCUACCAGUGAUUGAGCGAGAUGCGGGAUCAAGUAAUGUGGAAGCUCUCCGAGCGGUCUAUUCCCACUGGAUUACGUGGAAUGCUCAGUCGGUCCUACUCCGUAUGAUCUUCAGUUUUCUCGAUCGCUCAUACCUUUAUAAUUCGAAAUCCCUGUCACAGCUUGAAGACCAAGGAAUACAGCAGUUCCGGCAUGCCGUGUUUUCGAAGAGUAAAAGUAGCGUUGAUGGUAAAUCAUUGGGCGGCAGGGUAGUUUUAGGGAUCUGCGAUCUUGUAGGAUAUGAUCGAACCCGACACCCCGAAUUCGAUUCGAACCUUCUGAAAGAAUCAAUAUUGAUGUUUCACGUUUUUGGCAUCUUCGGAAAAUCUCUGGAGCCGAAAUUCAUGGAGACUUCAAGGUCGUAUUUCGAGGGUUUUGUGAAAGAUCGAAGUAAUUCGAGCAUGAAGGAUUAUGUGCUGGCAUGCGAUCAUCUGUUGGAGCGUGAGGCCUCGCGCUGCGACAAAUACAAUUUUACGAGCAUAUCAAAGAGAAGCCUCCUAGAUAUCGCGCACCAGACUUUGAUCGAAGACUGUUCGGGCAUUUUGCUCGACGCCCAGGGAUUGUCGAAACUCAUUGAUUCUAAUGCCAUGGAUGCGCUGAAAGUGCUUUAUUCUCUGCUCAAACUUUCGGACUUACAGCAAAAACUCAAGAAACCCUUCGAGGUCUACGUCAAAAACGUGGGAUCAACUAUUGUGCAAGAUAAAGAUAAGAUUGAUGAGAUGGUGGUUCGGCUACUCGAGUUGAAAAGGUCAUUAGACGUCGUCAUAAGAGACGCAUUUGCCAAGGAUCAGACAUUCACAUAUAGUCUUCGAGAAGCUUUCAGUAAUUUCAUCAAUGACAAGAAAAACACAAUGGCAUGGGGAACCAAUAACUCCAAAGUUGGUGAGAUGAUCGCGAAAUAUAUUGACAUACUCCUCCGUGGUGGACUCAAAGCAGUGCCGCGGUCACUUCUCUUCGACGCCAAGGAUCGCGAAAAUGCUGAAAAACAAGGAGAAGCAAGUGCAGGCGACGAAGAUGCUGAACUCGAUCGCCAAUUAGAACAGGCUCUCGAGCUGUUCCGAUUCAUCGAGGGGAAGGAUGUUUUCGAGGCUUUUUACAAGAAAGAUCUUGCUCGACGUCUACUUAUGGCUCGUAGUGCAAGUCAGGACGCCGAACGCAAUAUGCUUGCUAAACUCAAGGGCGAGUGUGGAUAUGGGUUUACACAUAAUUUGGAAACCAUGUUCAAGGACCAGGAACUUGCUCGAGAGGAAAUGGUUGCGUAUAAGCAAUCGCUCAGCAAUACGAGCAAGACAAUCUUGGAUUUACAAGUCAACGUUCUCACUGCCUCAGCCUGGCCGAAUUAUCCAGAUAUCAAAGUCAAUCUCCCACCAGAAGUCGCGAAACACAUUGAGAAGUACGACAUGUACUACCAACGAAAGCACACUGGUCGACGCCUCACCUGGAAACAUGCACUUGCACAUAGUGUUGUAAGGGCAAGAUUCGACAAAGGAGCACCAAAGGAGCUCCUCGUUUCCGGAUUUCAGGCAAUCAUACUGGUACUAUUUGGCGAAUUAAAGGAGGGCGACAACCUUUCUUACGAAGACAUCAAGGCGGCUACCGGUUUUGUUGACGUCGAGCUGCAGCGUACUUUGCAGUCCCUGGCUUGCGGUAAAUUCCGUGUUCUGACGAAGCAUCCCAAGGGUCGUGAUGUUGAUCCUACAGACACUUUCACAGUUAACACGAAAUUUGUCGAUCCCAAAGUUCGGAUCAAGAUCAAUCAGAUUCAAUUGAAAGAGACCAGCGAGGAAAACAAGGAGACCCAUGAGCGCGUCCAUCAGGAUAGGCAGUACGAGACUCAAGCAGCGAUUGUUCGGAUCAUGAAAAGUAGGAAGACAAUGGCCCAUUCGAAUCUUGUCGCAGAAGUCAUUUCUCAGACAAAAGCGAGAGGAGCUGUCGAUCCGAGUGAGAUCAAGAAGAACAUCGAAAAACUCAUUGAGAAGGAUUAUAUCGAGCGUGAGGGUAGCUCAUAUGUUUACCUGGCAUAA
This is a messenger RNA of Glarea lozoyensis ATCC 20868, 2580 nucleotides long. Its product is annotated as Cullin homology. The transcript has 3 exons. Gene Ontology annotation, molecular function: ubiquitin protein ligase binding. The record is from RefSeq and is a predicted model, not a curated record. Bases 1 to 2580 code for a protein of 859 amino acids. Gene Ontology annotation, cellular component: Cul4-RING E3 ubiquitin ligase complex. Gene Ontology annotation, biological process: protein ubiquitination; ubiquitin-dependent protein catabolic process; DNA damage response. Lineage: Eukaryota; Fungi; Ascomycota; Leotiomycetes; Helotiales; Helotiaceae.